AUGGCCUCAUCCGGCCAACCGUUCGGGUCGCGCUCCUAUAAUACAGGCAAACUCCCUGACCGAUCAAUGAAUCAGAAUGCGAUACCAUUUAGCGCUUCUUCAUUUUCUCGUCGUGGACUAGGAGCGACCCAGAGCGAGUUCGCGCCCGACGCCGCUAAGUCAACCCAGCAAGCAACCCAGCAACAAGUACAUGCGCAAACACAUAAUCCUUCACAAGAAUCGAAUCCGUUAAACCGGUUAACGGAGGAGCAGCGCGAGGAAAUCAAUGAAGCUUUCACCCUCUUCGAUCUCGAUCGUGACCGACAUCUAGACUACCAUGAACUCCGUGUGGCAUUCCGCGCCCUUGGCUUCACUCUCCCGAAACAAGAACUCAUCUCCCUCUUAACGACGUACGGUGUCCCACGUCCUCAGGUCCAACAGCAAGCCGCAGCGCAACAAUCUCAGCAACAGCCCAAGACGGCUCCAACUACGAAUCCCCAGCAUCCAUCUAACCUGUUGAUGCCACUUUCUGCAUUUCAAGCAGUAACAGCGGUGAAAAUCCUCGAGCGAGACCCGCGAGACGAGAUCCUCCGAGCGUUUGAGCUUUUCGACGAGGGCGGGAAAGGGUAUAUCGACCUGGAGGAUCUGCGCCGUGUCGCGCGGGAACUAGGGGAGACGGGCCUGGAAGAGGAGGAACUUCGUGCGAUGAUUGAGGAGUUUGACCUUGAGGGCGUUGGCGGUGUGACGAGGGAGGCCUUUGUGAGUAUCUGUUGGCAGUGA
Aspergillus nidulans FGSC A4 is the source of this 759-nucleotide messenger RNA. It is a transcript of the gene cdc31, whose product is annotated as centrin. The transcript is spliced from 2 exons. Bases 1 to 759 code for a protein of 252 amino acids. Lineage: Eukaryota; Fungi; Ascomycota; Eurotiomycetes; Eurotiales; Aspergillaceae. Gene Ontology annotation, molecular function: calcium ion binding. The record is from RefSeq and is a predicted model, not a curated record.